UUCAUGAUGUCAGGGCAUGCAAAUAAAGGACUUCGGACGUCGACGGCAAGCUUUCGGAGGGAAUUGUCAGGUGUAGUUUGGUAGGCUACUGAAAUGCCUUUGGACCCCUCAGGGCAAGCUCGUGCCAGAAAAGGACAAUACAAAAGUGAGGUCUGAUUUUUGAGAAGCACUGCAGAUGAUCUGGACUUCAGACUUGGCUCUUCUUCUAGAUCAUAAGCUACUGGAUUACUGGACAUUUGUGCUUUCCUAUGGAUUGUAUGCAAUAACCAUCACAAUCUUCAUUAAUAGACUAUUCUCAGUUCUUGUUGAAAAAUAUGAGCACAUCAGCUGUCAUGCAUGUUGAAGAUGAUCCAGAACGGUCCACCAAGCCUAAGCAAAAGGAGAGUUUGGAGACCAAGGUGAGAGAAGAAGCUGAAAACAGAGGUAGCCUCAUGUUUACUUCAGAUUCUUCUCACCUUAAAAGCAUGGAGAACAACUUAACGAAGGAACGAUGUCUCACUGGACAAAGGUCAAAGCCCAAACUGGUAUCCGCUCAGGCAGUGCUCUCGUCCAGACUGCUUCCAGAGUCUAUUCAGGAGGAACCUGUAGUGACUUCAGAAAAUGCAACAGGCACUCCAGGGAAUAUGGCACCUAAUGCUGUCAUGGACUACCAUGAAUCCAAUGGUGGAAAGCCUACAGAUGAAGAAAGAGAGGAAAAGGAUGGAACAACAACUAGUACUGAAAAGGAUUCAUUAACAGACAGCAGCAAAGUCUCCAGAAAGGCCAUGUGGCGAGCAGGACAAAGGGCAAGAUGGAAGGGAAAGAGGAGAGAAAGGCUGGGAGGCAGCGUGGAGGAUCUCACACAGGAAUCUGAAGCUGAAGCUGUUCAGAAAGAUCUAGGAAACCAUGAAAUUAGAUGGAGGCACCAACAACAGCACUGGGGGUGUAAAGAAAGUAAAGAUCAAGGUUCAAUAGAAAAGGAGGACAGGCUAUGCAACAGAAGUAGAGGGCAAGGAACCAUGGAGGGGGACUCUGAAACCAAAGGAUUGGUGUCACACAACAUUUUAUCGAGGGUCCUCGCUCACUCUCUCGCCUCAUCCUCAUCAUCCUCGUCUUCAUCCUUCAACUGCUCCUCAGCGGAAAGUGAUGAGGUGUUCAGCGAGGGUGAGGAGAUCAUCAAGAAGAAGGACAUGAGACGGUGUCGAUCCUGGAGGACGUUUCUGACCAUGAUGCAAUGGUCAUUAAGAAGGCAGAGCUCCUGGAUUCAGCUGGCUGGACAUCAAGGCAUGUGAACUGUAUUUUUUCAGUG
This is a messenger RNA of Astyanax mexicanus (Mexican tetra), 1288 nucleotides long. RefSeq lists its product as uncharacterized. The coding region runs from base 315 to 1271 and encodes 318 amino acids. Lineage: Eukaryota; Metazoa; Chordata; Actinopteri; Characiformes; Acestrorhamphidae. The record is from RefSeq and is a predicted model, not a curated record. The transcript has 3 exons.